Messenger RNA from Wickerhamiella sorbophila, 2286 nucleotides. Its product is annotated as Flavin carrier protein 2. The transcript has a single exon. Lineage: Eukaryota; Fungi; Ascomycota; Dipodascomycetes; Dipodascales; Trichomonascaceae. Bases 1 to 2286 code for a protein of 761 amino acids. The record is from RefSeq and is a predicted model, not a curated record. Gene Ontology annotation, biological process: fungal-type cell wall biogenesis; transmembrane transport.
AUGUCCUCCAGGCACUUUAGCAAAAGCGUGUCCACGCGCCUCAUGGCGCUUUUGUGGGCAAUGCUACUGUUUUCAGCCAACACAGUAGCCGGAUCCAAACUACUUGGAACAAGUGCUCUACUUUCGUGUAUGGAAAACUCCCAGUUCCAGGCCAAAAGCUUCAAUGUCUUGUUUGAUGGUGACCAGGGGGUUGCAAACAUUUCUGCAUCCGCGAUUUCGAACAUUGAUGGCAAUUUCACAGCUCGAGUUCAGCUUAUUGCGUAUGGAAUCAAUGUAAUCACUAAAGACAUUAACUCCUGCUCGGUGUCCAAAACGCUCUGCCCGAUUGCUCCGGGACAUUUUGAAGUCGACACUACAUUCGACAUCCCCAAAAGCGUUACGAAGGCGAUUCCGGGCAUCGCAUACACUAUGCCUAACUUGGAUGGUGUUGUGCGUGUCAGGGUUUACCAGAGCAACUCCUCUGAUCCCAUUGCCUGCGUGGAGGCCCAACUCGACAAUUUCAAGACCGUGCAAACGCGAUGGGCUUCGUGGGGCCUGUUUAUUGCCAUCAUCAUUGGGAUCAUUGUAGCGGCAGUUAUGUCUAUGCUUGGCCAUAUUUCUACUGCAUCGCACAUCACGGCAAACAUUGUGUCGUUGUUCUCAUACUUCCAGUCGGUGGCUGUGAUUGGCAUGAUGGCAGUUUACCGCUUGCCUCCAAUUGCAGCGGCAUGGGUCGAGAACUUUGUUUGGACCAUGGGUGUUAUCGAGACUGAGUUUAUGCAAAAGAUUUUCACCUGGUAUGUGCGGUCUACGGGGGGAACACCUACCAACAUUUUACCCAACAAGCAAAUUAUUUCUAUUGCAGUUUAUCGUCACCGCAAACGUGCGCUGGAAAUGACUGCGAAAGUUUUGCGCAGACUCCAGUUAUGGAAAGGUGUCGAGUUCAUUCGUGGACUCGAGCCUGUUCAGCAGGUAGGCAAGCACGAGCUCACUCGUCGGCUUGUCUCUACGAAUUCGAAUUACACAACCACAAAUGAGAAGGAUCCAAGUCUUGUGAACAAGACCUUGGUCUUGCAGGGAAUCAAACGUGUCGCGUUCAUGGCAAAUAUUGAAUUGACCAACCUGUUUCUGACAAGCGCUGUCUUUUUCUCUUUCAUUGGUCUGCUUAUUGUGGUCCUGCUUGGAUCGCUCAAGCUCAUUCUUGAGUUACUUGUCAAAACUGGCAGUAUCAGCAACGAGUCUUUCUUGCCUUAUCGCCAACAAUGGCAUGGGUACACCCGAGGUGUCCUGUACCGUUACUUUUUGAUAAGUUUCACUAUGCUCUCGGUCAUGUGCCUCUGGGAGUUCACAAACGAUUCAUCAAUUGCCACAGUUAUUACUGCAGCCGUUGUUUAUGCCGUGGUUGCCGCAUCGCUUCUGUUUGCUACCACCAAGGUUGUUUUACUCGCUCGUAAAUCCACCAAAAUGUUCCAGAACCCGGCCUACAUUUUGUACGGUAAUAACGAGAUUCUGAAUCGCUGGGGCUUCCUGUAUGUUCAGUAUCGUGCAACCCAUUAUUGGUUCCUGAUGCCCUUUAUCGGCUACAUUUUUGUCAAGUCGGCAGUUAUUGCUUUUGGUCAAGCGAAUGGUAAAGUUCAAGCAGUCCUUAUUUUCGUUGUGGAACUGAUAUACAUGGUUGCCUUGUGUUGGUUCAAGCCAUAUAUGGACAAGAAGACAAAUGGCUUUAACAUUGCCAUUUCCGUCAUCUGCUUUGUGAACUCGAUUUUCUUUUUAUUCUUUAGCCAGCUUUUCGGUGAAAAGGCCGAUGUUGCUGCAUCCAUCUGUGGUGUUGUUUUCUUCAUUUUGAACGCCGUGGUUUCCCUGGUUCUGCUGAUUAUGAUCAUUGUCGCAUGCGUCUGGGCCGUUGUUCGUCGCGAACCUGAUAGCCGUUAUCAGCCCAUGCGUGAUGAUCGCGACGCGUUCAUGUCAGAUGUUGGCGAAAAGACAGGCAACAAUGAGCUUGAUGCAUUGGCUAGCACAGCUCGUGAUGGAUACAGAGAGUCUUUCGUGCAUUAUACCCACGACAAUUCAAGCUGGGCAGACGAUGCUGCAUCCCGUAGCCUUUAUGGUAACGAGCCUGAACCUGCAGUUACCAGGUACCCCACUAAUGACCAAAAUCUGGAUAGUGACUACCCUCUGUAUCGUCACCACCAAGCAGCUGGUGCCGCGGGCGGACUUGCACCCCAGUCUUACAGCUAUGGCAAUGACUACAGCGACGGACUUUUGAACGACGACAACAACAACAACAACAACCACCGUUACGCAUGA